AUGAAUCAGUUGUCAAAGUCUGUUCCUAGCACUAUUGGGAAGUUGCAGAAUUUGGUUAAUCUGUCUUUGGCAAAUAAUAGACUAGAAGGUUCUAUUCCUGUGUCAAUGGGAAGCAUGAUCAAUUUGGCAAAUCUCGAUUUGUCAUACAACAACCUCUCUGGUUCAAUUCCAAAGUCUUUAGAAGAACUUCAACACCUCGAUUACUUUAAUGUCUCUUUCAAUAGUUUAAGUGGAGAAAUUCCUAACGAAGGUUCUUUCAGAAACUUCACUAUGGAUUCUUUUAAGGGUAAUGAGGCAUUGUGUGGAAUCCCCAAGUUCCAUGUCCAAAUUUGCUCUUCAAUUUCUAAUCACAGAUCAAAGAGAAAGAAGGUGGAACGAGCUUCAUUUAUUGUUUUCGGGGUUGUGGCUUUAAUCUCAGUUGUUUCUUUGGCCUUUAUAAUUGUAAAAAAUAAAAGGAAAGAUAAGACGACUAGCAGAGAAGUUGAUGAGUUGACAUUCAUUGUGCCGGAAAGAAUCUCUUAUUAUGAACUGCUGCAAGCAACGGAAGGAUUCGAUGAAAGCAAUUUACUUGGCACCGGGAGUUCUUGCUCUGUUUAUAAGGGAAUUCUUAACAAUGGGAAGGAUAUCGUUGUCAAGGUGUUUAAUAUGCAGCUGGAAGGUAUUUCAAAAAUAUUUGAUGUCGAAUGUGAGAUACUACGUAGCAUUCGGCACAGGAAUCUGACAAGCGUCAUAAGCAGUUGCUCCAAUGAUGAGUUCAAGGCAUUAGUACUUGAAUAUAUGCCAAAGGGAAACCUUGAAAAAUGGUUAUAUUCCCACAACUAUUGCUUGAAUAUGAUGGAAAGAUUGAAUAUAAUGAUUGAUGUUGCUUCUGCUUUGGAGUAUCUUCACCACGGUUAUUCAAUGCCCAUUGUCCACAGCGACUUGAAGCCUAGUAAUGUGCUGUUAGAUGAAGACAUGGUUGCCCAUGUAAGCGACUUUGGGAUAGCAAAGUUGUUAUGCGAUGGAGAUAGCUUUGUGUUAACCAACACGCUAGCAACAUUCGGUUACAUCGCUCCAGAGUAUGGCUUGGAAGGGCUAGUUUCAACAAAGUGUGAUGUGUAUAGCUACGGGGUGAUGUUGAUCGAAACUUUUACGAGAAAAAGGCCUAGUGAUGAUAUGUUUUGCGGAGAUAUGAGCUUAAAGAGAUGGGUAGAACUCUCACUUUCGGAGAUCCCGGAUGAAGUGAUAGAUGCCAACUUAGUCAUGAAUUUGGAGGAAGAAAUGAUUGACAAGAAUAUGCAGUGUGUAUCAUCCAUACUUGAAUUGGCUCUUAAAUGCUCUGCCGACUCUCCCGGGGAUAGAAUCAACAUGAAACAAGCACAUGCAAAGUUGCAGAAAAUUAAACAUCGAUUUUCCCAAUGAGAUUCAAGUAAGCUAUUUCAAAGUUCUAAGAUAAUAUUGUUCUAUUACCAUUUUAUUGAUGCUCAAGGUUUUUCUAUCCAAUUUUCCUCCAUAUUUUAUGUUCUUGAGUUUACAUAUUUUAUUGUGUCUGUGUUUCUUCCUAUGCUUUAUC
Messenger RNA from Salvia miltiorrhiza (redroot sage), 1552 nucleotides. RefSeq names its product probable LRR receptor-like serine/threonine-protein kinase At3g47570. The coding region runs from base 1 to 1401 and encodes 466 amino acids. The transcript is spliced from 2 exons. Lineage: Eukaryota; Viridiplantae; Streptophyta; Magnoliopsida; Lamiales; Lamiaceae. Gene Ontology annotation, biological process: protein phosphorylation. The record is from RefSeq and is a predicted model, not a curated record. Gene Ontology annotation, molecular function: protein kinase activity; protein binding; ATP binding.